UCGCUGCGUCCAGUCAGUUACACCUUCUGGGUCACUGGUGGCCACGGGGGCCGGGUGUGGCCUCGGCAAUGAUCCGGCAUUAAGGGCCUGGGGUCCUCUUCUGUCUCAGGUGGUUUGGGGAAAGUGUAGGGGCAACCAAGAUCAUCCAUUUGACUAGGCCUUUUGCCCUGAACCUCAUGAAGAAAUGAUAGGAGGCAGACAUACGUGCCUAAGAAGAGCACUGAGCUCAGAGGACAGCAAUACAGAGUUUUGGGGGUGUGCUUUGAUUUUUGCACCUCAAUGGCAGGAUCCUCCAACGAUUCAGACCACUUCCGCUCUCCUGACCGAUUGGGUCGAUGGGCUGCCAGUUCAAUACACAGGGAAACUCGAAAUCGUCCUACUGUGGAUGUUACUGAGAAGGUCAACACUAUAACAAGUACUUUACAGGACACCAGUCGGAACCUGCGGCAAGUCGACCAGAUGCUUGGACAGUAUCGAGAAUAUAGUAAUGGACAGGCGGGGGCUAUAGAACAUUUAAAAGAAAGCUUGGAACAAUCAAUAGGCCAACUGCGGAGUAAACGGUUAUUGAGAAACUCAGGAGGGAGAAGUAUUUCUGUUACAAGUCUGAGUACAAGUGACCUCGAUGGUGGCACUGUGACAGAGAGCCACCAUUUUCCACCUACCUCACCUCUGAAGGACUAUGGGGAUCAACAGGGUAUUAAACGAAAUAGGUCCAGAACUGGUGUCCGAUUUGUUCGGGAGACUGAUGACAUGGGCCAGUUUCAUGCUUUUCAUCAGUCCCUCCGAGACCUCAGCAGUGAACAAGUUCGCCUUGGAGAUGAUUUCAACCGGGAACUUGCCAGAAGAAGCCGGUCCGAUGCUGAAACAAAAAGGGCUUUGGAAGAACUGACUGAAAAACUUAAUGAAACCCAAAAACAAGAAGUGGUUUCAGAUCGGGUAGAGCGACGGCUUCAGGAAAUAGAAAGAGAGAUGCGUACAGAAAGAGAGCUGGUGGAAAGACGGCAGGAUCAACUGGGACUUAUUUCUUUGCAGCUACAGGAGGCAUUGAAGAAACAAGAAGCUAAAGCAGAGGAGAAUGAGGGAGUAAUGAAAAAUAAGCUAAGACAAAGUGAAACUGAAAAGAGUAAACUGGAACAGGAAUUGGAGCUAUCUCGAAGGUUAUUGAAUCAGUCCGAAGGCAGCAGAGAAACACUUUUGCAUCAGGUAGAAGAACUCCGUACACAACUUAUGAAAGCAGAAGGCGAUCAAAAAGGCUUAGUACAUCAAGUAUCUCAGAUUUCCAAGCAACAGUCAAACCAUCAGGACGAACAAGAAGAUGACUGGAGGUUUAGAAGAGGGGUUGAGCGGGAAAAAGAGGAUCUGGAGAAGCAGAUGUCAGAUUGGAGAGUGCAGCUGAACUUCAGUGCAAUGGCAUCUGAGUUAGAGGAAGUGAAGCGGUGCUUGGAGCGAAAAGACAAGGAGAGAGUACAUUUGGCAGCACAAGUAGAGAAUUUAACAUGUGAAUUGGAGAACAGGGAGAAACAGCAACUAGAGAUGUUGAGUGAACUGAAGGAGAUCCAGAAUCACUUUGAGACAUGUGACUCCAGACAUAAGCGCGCUGACCUCCAGAUCUCAAAGCUGACUCAGCAUGCUGAGGAUGCAACCAAGCAGGCCGAGCAGUACCUCCUUGAGUUCCAGCAGUCGGAGGCCCUGAGGAAGGAGGCAGAGGAGAGGAGAGAAGAGCUGAAGCUGAAAGCUCAGGAGUCCAUUAGGCAGUGGAAGCUUAAGCAUAAGAAGUUAGAGCGAGCACUGGAGAAACAAUCUGAAACUCUUGAUCAACUGACAGACAAGAAUAAUCAGAUUCUAAAAGAAAAGGAUGAAUUGAAAAGCCAGCUUUAUGCAGCAUUACAACAGAUAGAGAAUCUUCGAAAGGAAUUGAAUGAUGUGCUAACCAGGCGUGCCCUUCAAGAGGAGGAGCUUCACUGUAAGGAGCAGAAACUAAGUGAUGUUAAGUCUCAUCAAGCUGACCUUGAACUAGAAGUCAAGGAUUCCCUGGAUACCAUCCAUAGGCUAGAAAGUGAAUUGGAAAAGCAGAGUAAGAUUCAAAGCCAGAUGAAAGCUGAGAAAGCACACCUGGAGGAAGAAAUUGCAGAGCUGAAGGAGAGCCAGGCCAAGGACCAAGCUCAGCUUCUUGAGAUGCAAGAGGCCAUCAAGGACUUGAGUGCCAUCCGGGCAGAUCUCGCCAAUAAAUUGGCAGAGGAACAGAGAGCCAGGAAAGAGGUACUCAAGAACCUUUCUGACCUCAAGACGCAGGCAAAAUCCAAAGACAAAGAAACAGCUACAAUCAUUACACAGUUAAAGCUAGAAAGAGAUGUUCACCAGAGGGAGCUGGAAGAUCUCACAUCCUCACUGCAGAGUGUGAAAACUAAACAUGAACGGAAUAUCCAGGAGCUGAUGAAGCACUUCAAGAAAGAAAAGAGUGAGGCCGAGAAUCAUAUUAGGACACUGAAGGCAGAAAACUUAGAAGAUAAGAAUAUGGCUAAAGUCCAGCGUUCUCAGCUAGAGAAGUUGAAAUCACAGUAUGACAGGCUGACAGAGGAAUUAACUCAGAAUGAAAAUGAGAACAAAAAACUGAAGCUAAAAUACCAGUGUUUGAAGGACCAACUAGAAGAAAAGGAAAAACAUAUAAACAAUGAAGAAGAGCACUCAAGGAGGAUAGAAGAGGCCAGAUUGCAGCUCAAGGAUCAACUUCUUUGUCUGGAGACUGAACAGGAAUCCAUUCUUGGUGUGAUAGGAAAGGAAAUUGAUGCAGCUUGUAAAACCUUCUCCAGGGACUCAAUGGAGAAAUUGAAAGUUUUUUCAUCUGGUCCUGAUAUUAAUUAUGACCCACAUCGCUGGUUAGCAGAAAGCAAGACUAAACUUCAAUGGCUCUGUGAGGAACUGAGAGAGAGAGAAAACAGAGAGAAAAGUCUACGGCACCAGCUGAUGUUGUGCAGACAACAACUCGGGAACAUGACUGAAAACAAGGAAGCUGAGCUUCAGUGUCUCUUUGAACAGAUAGAAAGACAGGAGCAGCUUCUGGAAGAAAUACAUCAGGAGAAGAGAGACCUGCUGGAGGAGACUCACAGAAAAGAUGAAGAAAUGGAAUCUCUGCAGCCAAAGCUACUAUUUAAAAUGCCACCUUCAGAAGAUGCUAGUCAGACUGCAAUGAGAAAUCAGAAUGAAGCUCAAUUUGAAGAAAAAGCAGACCGUGUACAUGCGUUAGAAACGAGUACCCGAGUGGCCUUAGACCAUCUGGAGUCUGUGCCUGAGAAACUGAGCCUACUAGAAGAUUUCAGAGGCUUCAGAUGUUCGCGCAGUUUAUCUGACAGAAUUGACGGGAGAUAUUCUAAGUACAGAGUUCACAGAGAGUCUCUUCAGCAGCGCCUGGAUGACACCAAGUACAGAAUCCAAAGCUUCAAAGAUGAUGGAAACUUUGCUGAGAGUUCCCAGGCUCAUGGGUUAGAUCAGUCAUCCUCUUGGCAGGAUCACAGUUGCUUCCUGUCUAGUCCACAGUUUUCACACUUGCACUGUGUUAACGGAGGAGGUUGGACUAAAUGGUCUUCUGGGUCGCUUUCUAUCUCUGAUGGUCUGUGAGUCUGCUGUUGAAAUACACAAUGGCAUUCAUUCUUCACUGGAUUAAAACUGAACAGUGUAGUCUGAAUCUCUACUUUGAAGAUAAUUCUGACAGAUACAAAACCAUAUCUGGAUUAUAAACAAAUCUUGUCAAUGAUCUCUUCAAUAAUGACAUUUUCAUAAAAUCAUUUUACUUACGCAGUCUGCCUUCCUCCUUUUUCCAUGUUAUGUUUGGUUUUAAAAUGGUGUAGAAUUAGAAUCCUACCUCUACCACUGACUUACUAGCUGGGGUAAGUGUGAUUUGGGAUAGUUAACAUUUCUGAGCUCAUUUAUCUCAUCUGCACAGUGGAACUAAUUGUGUCUCCUUCAGAAGAACUGUUUGGAGACUUACGUGUAAUGGCACAUGAAAAAUGCCAGGCUCAGAACAUGGCACACAUUGGUUCUCCAUAAAAGUUUCUAACUUUUCUUUAACAUCUAGGCCUGAUCCCCUUAAUCUGUAAAAUUCUCCAGUGAGCUCAGAUUCUUGUUUCCUUUUACUAAACAGCAACAGAUCUCUCAAACUAUACAGCAAUCUGAGGUGAAACUAUUUGGAUUCUAGAAUUAGCAUAUUUAUUCUGUUAGAGUGUAUAAAUUCAUCAGAUAUUUCUUGAGUGCCAACUCUAUGCUGAAAUACUUUCUAUAGUUUAACUCAUUUACUCCUAACAAAAGCCUAUGAGGUUGGUAUUUAUCAUUUUCAUUCAGAAAUAUAUCUCACAUGAGGAAAUUGAGGCACAGAGAGGUUGAAUAACUUAUUCAAGAUCAUACAUUCAUAAGUAUGGAGCCCACAUUUGAAUGCAUGUAGUUUGUCACUCGGCCACAUUUCCAAACAGCCAUUUUAAUGAUUUUUAUUUUAAAAUGCAAAAUUCAGAUGUUUAAAAUGCAGAAGAAUUAAUGGCAUUAAGGAGUUUCUUUUUUUCCAGCAAGUCUUUUAAAUAGCAUUUCUAGGAAAAAAAAAAAGAGGUAACAACUGUUAACUCCACUGACCUUGCUUAAAUCUUACUAAGGCUUGGUAAUACAUUAGGUUUUGAUACAUCCUUCCUGCAGCCCAGGAGAGGGGAGAAAGAGCAGUCAGGUGGGGUUAGAGCCUAGGGGACUGAGCAGACUCCAUUUUCUGUCUCUACACUCU
Messenger RNA from Physeter macrocephalus (sperm whale), 4759 nucleotides. RefSeq names its product centrosomal protein 128 (gene CEP128). The transcript has 26 exons. Gene Ontology annotation, cellular component: spindle pole; centriole. NCBI's taxonomy places the organism in Eukaryota, Metazoa, Chordata, Mammalia, Artiodactyla, Physeteridae. Bases 280 to 3615 code for a protein of 1111 amino acids. The record is from RefSeq and is a predicted model, not a curated record.